Molecule: messenger RNA, 336 nt
Organism: Helicoverpa armigera (cotton bollworm)
Lineage: Eukaryota; Metazoa; Arthropoda; Insecta; Lepidoptera; Noctuidae
Product: insulin-related peptide 2
Exons: 1
Coding region: 1-336 (111 amino acids)
Cellular component (GO): extracellular region
Molecular function (GO): hormone activity
Source: RefSeq, a predicted model, not a curated record
AUGAUCCCUCUCAACGCCAAGUUCGCUAUUGUCAUAUACGCUGUAUUUUUGGUCGCGGAAAUUGUUGACGGAAAUGAAAGGAAUUCGGGAGACUCCCUCACCAUGAAUACCAUGAUAAGGGAUAUGUGCAGCAGAUCGCUGUCAAGACUUAUAUACCAGAUUUGUACGGGAAAUGUGCAGAUUAGUGAUUUACCGUCUGACAGACUGUCGAAUGUGCGGGGGAAGAGAGCAGCUCUGUUGUUCAAGGAGAGACUGAAGAGACAGGUCGCUGACGAGUGCUGCUUAAAUCCAUGUUCAGUGUCGCAACUUAUUGAGUACUGUCCGGACACUUGGUGA